Messenger RNA from Aricia agestis (brown argus), 1333 nucleotides. Its product is annotated as p21-activated protein kinase-interacting protein 1-like. The coding region runs from base 86 to 1234 and encodes 382 amino acids. The record is from RefSeq and is a predicted model, not a curated record. NCBI's taxonomy places the organism in Eukaryota, Metazoa, Arthropoda, Insecta, Lepidoptera, Lycaenidae. The transcript has 3 exons. Gene Ontology annotation, molecular function: protein binding.
UGUUUUAAGUUGUGACUUGUGAUUCGAUUUUCAUUAAUUUCCUUUUUGUAAAAGUGUUAUUUUUAUUCGAUAAAGUAAAAUUAUUAUGGAUGAGCUAGUAGUAGGCACUUACGAGGGGUAUUUGCUUGGGUACUCGCUGUAUACUGAAGAUGGAGUAAAUAAAUUAAAACAAACAUUCGCAACCCAUUCACAUACUGCGUCUGUUCGCUGCAUAUCGGUUGCUGGUAAAUUCUUAGCCUCAGGUGGCACUGAUGAUAAGGUUAUAGUCUUAGAUCUCAAGACUAGAAUCGAACACACCAUUUUAAUGAACCACGAUGGCACCAUAAACACAGUGGCUUUUACCCAUGGUGGCACUCACCUACUUACUGGUAGUGAUGAUGGCUCCAUUAUUGUCACAAGGACUGGCAAUUGGCAAAUGGAAAAGCUAUGGAAAAAAGCUCACGGAGGUCAACCAGUUACCCAUAUUGCAAUUCAUCCAUCAGACAAACUUGCUCUGAGCAUCGGAGGAGACAAAACCUUAAGAACUUGGAAUCUUGUCAAGGGUCGCCCCGCUUUUACAAUAAAUCUGGGAAGCAAAGGUAUUGUCUUGCCAACAGAAAUUAAAUUUUCACCAGGUGGUGAUAGGUUCUCACUUAUUUCACUACAGAAUGUUGAUGUAUGGACCAUAAGUAAAGCAGGAUUGGAAAAGCGUUUGACAUGUAAUUCAAAACCAAGUACUGUCCAAUGGCUGACUGAUGACAAGUUAUUUGUUGGAUUAGAGAACGGAAAUCUGGUCUCAUUAACUAUGUCCAAUACACAAGCUCAAACUUACCACCUACACAAACAGAGAGUAAAGUGUUUGCAUUAUGAGAAUGAUAAAUUGUACUCUGCAUCCAGCGCGGGGGAAUUAAAAGUUUGGUCUGUGUCAGAUGAGAAAUUGGAAGAAAUUUUCCACAUCAAUGCUUCAUGUAGAGUCACUUGCAUUACACUGAAUAGGCAAAGCCAUUUAAUUAAAAAAGAACCAGAAGUUGAGGGAAAGGAGAGUGAAGAAGAGACUUUAAAAGCAACUGAACAAAAUAGUGAUUCUGAAGCCUCAGAUGUUGAAGGACCUAAAAAGGUUAAAUCUCUUAAAAGGAAACCUGGUGCCUAUGUUACAAUUAGCUAUGAAGAUAAGGAUGAAGAUAAACCACCUUCAAAAAAUCCAAAAAGGAAGAAAAGAAACAAAAUACCUAAAAACAAAAAGGCAGUAGAAUAAAUUAAUAUGAUGUUAAUGAAUUAUUGGUUUUAAUUCAAGAAUUUACUACUUUCUAGUAAACUUUUGUAAAGUUCUUUGCAACUUAUCUGCAACAGUAUA